Molecule: messenger RNA, 2152 nt
Organism: Carcharodon carcharias (great white shark)
Lineage: Eukaryota; Metazoa; Chordata; Chondrichthyes; Lamniformes; Lamnidae
Gene: sec62
Product: SEC62 homolog, preprotein translocation factor
Exons: 8
Coding region: 35-1243 (402 amino acids)
Biological process (GO): post-translational protein targeting to membrane, translocation
Cellular component (GO): endoplasmic reticulum; endoplasmic reticulum membrane
Source: RefSeq, a predicted model, not a curated record
GGUUGCCCGGUACACGUCACUUGGGGCCGGGGAGAUGGCGGAACGUCGCAAACAGAAGAAGCGGAGUCAGGAGGUUGGAGAACCAACUAAAGAGGAGAAAGCAGUGGCCAAGUAUUUACGUUUCAAUUGCCCAACCAAGUCCACCACCAUGAUGGGCCACAGAGUUGAUUAUUUCAUUGCUUCCAAAGCAGUAGACUGCUUGCUGGAUUCAAAAUGGGCAAAAUCAAAGAAAGGAGAGGAGGCUGUCUUUACAACCAGGGAAUCAGUUGUCGAAUACUGCAACAGGCUCCUUAAGAAGCAGUUCUUCCACCGCGCAUUGAAAGUGAUGAAAAAGAAGUCUGAGAAGGAAAUCAAAAAGGAGAAAGAGAAAGUGAAAAAUGACAGCAGCAAAGAAGAGGAAAAGAAGAGCAAGAAGGAAAUCACAAAGGAAGAAAAGAGUAAGAAAGAGAAGAAAAAAGACAGUGAGAAAGAAGAAAACAAGAAGGAAAAAAAGGAUGAAGCUCCAGGAACGCCAAAGAAAAAGAAAGAGACAAAAAGAAAAUUUAAAUUGGAACCACACAAUGAUCAGCUUUUCCUUGAUGGGAAUGAGGUAUACGUGUGGAUCUACGAUCCUGUUCAUUUCAAGACAUUUGCAAUGGGACUAAUAUUAGUAAUUGCAGUGAUAGCUGCCACACUCUUCCCUCUGUGGCCUGCAGAAAUGCGAGUAGGUGUUUACUAUCUCAGUGUUGCAGCAGGCUGUUUUGUUGCCAGCAUCCUCCUCCUUGCUGUAGCUCGGUGCAUCCUCUUCCUUUUAAUCUGGCUCCUUACCGGUGGCCGACAUCACUUCUGGUUCUUGCCAAACCUGACAGCGGACGUUGGUUUCAUUGACUCCUUCAGACCCCUGUACACACACGAGUACAAGGGGCCCAAAUUGGACUCCAAGAAAUCAGGGGAGGAGACCGACCCCCAGAAACAGCCACUGCCCGAUGGCGAUGAGGGGAAGGAGGGAGAAGAGGGAGAGACAAAAGCAGAAGCAACAACAGGAGCAGAGGUGGCGACAGCAAGUAAUUCAGCCAGGGAACGGCAGUCAGACACAGACAGUGACCGAAGGGAUGACGACGGCUCCCAGCACAGCAGUGGCAAUGGGAAUGACUUUGAAAUGAUCACUAAAGAGGAACUGGACCAGCCAACAGACGAUGAAGAAGAGGAGGAAGAGGAGGAGGAGGAAGACGAAGAGACACAGCCAUUACACAGUAAGUCGUAGAACAGGGACAAUUCCAUCUCCAGCAACCAAGCACGAGUAGCUGAUGUUGAAAACAGUUCCACAUUAGGAUGGAGACAUGUAACCCGACCACUGUGGAUGCCACAAUGAAAUAUUGUGAAAUGUUAAAACUGCAUGAUAAUCAUAACCUUUUAAAAUUCCCUCAUCUAGUCACAAUGAUCAUAAGCCAUGAUAUUUCGGCAGAGGAGAGAGUUAGAGGUACCCUGGAAAAGCUUGUUAGCGUUAGCAUAUUUCACAUGCCAAGACAAGUUAUAUUCCACAGCAUAGUGUGUGUGCAUCAUGAUAUUUCAAAAACUCAUACAAAGCCCAAUCAACCCAGUGGUCUGAAAGGAUUACACUUGGUAAAUCAUGUCUGUGUUUAUUCUUACUCAGCUGAAUGUAUUGAGAGACAACACAUCUUAAAUUGGUGCUGCUGUUUGCCACUGCUUGAGGAGGCGAAUAUCAGUGUUUGAGGCACCCCCAGUCUCUUCUGACCUGAAGCUCACAGGCAUCAGUGCAGAUGUCACAUGCAUUUGGAGCCUGAAGCUUUGGUACAUGGCCUGCACGCUGGAAGGUGGUGCAAAAAGGUAUGAGUCUUGCUACAUUCAGGAAAUUUGCACUUAAAACACCCAAAAGAAUCCAUUGAGGUUUGGAAAAUGUGUGGGUGAAAAGUAAAUUCAUUUUCACUACACGUUUGGUGAUCAGCUGUUAGCGGGAAGCAGAACACUGCCCAAUGCUGCAAAGCAAAAUUUGUACAAUGUGUGGCUUCUUACUGACCUUUUGUGGUGGUUUGGUGGCUUAUAAACCAGAAAGAAACAAUACAAAGUAACUUAAUUCUGUAUAAUAGGAUACAGCUGUUUCUUGAGCUGCUGGAAUCUGAAAACCAUUAAAACGUCUCAUUUCAGAGUCAAA